UCACCGAGGCUUUUAUUUGUCAAUCGAAAGGAUAUUAGAAAAGUUUGGACGAGUAGCAAGAACCAAAAUGAAACUAUAAUUGUUGACGGUUUGGACGAUGCCAUCGCAGUGGACUUUCAUUAUACAAAGGGAUUUAUAUUUUGGACCGACGCUAGCUUGAAAAAAAUCAAGCGAAUUCGCGUCUCUACAGGAGAAAUCGAGGAUGUUGUUUCGGUGGGUUUGGUUAAACCCGAAGGACUCGCUGUAGAUUGGGUUGCAAGAAAACUGUAUUGGACCGAUCGUAGAGUUUCUGAAUGGGAAACAAGUAGAAUAGAGGUCGCGAAUUUAGAUGGAUCUAAUCGUAAAGUUCUCUUUUGGAAAGACUUGGGUCGUCCAAGGGCAAUUGCUGUCGAUCCGUUAUUGGGGUAA
Molecule: messenger RNA, 408 nt
Organism: Porites evermanni
Lineage: Eukaryota; Metazoa; Cnidaria; Anthozoa; Scleractinia; Poritidae
Source: the annotation of a GenBank genome assembly